Colletotrichum destructivum is the source of this 990-nucleotide messenger RNA. RefSeq lists its product as uncharacterized. NCBI's taxonomy places the organism in Eukaryota, Fungi, Ascomycota, Sordariomycetes, Glomerellales, Glomerellaceae. The record is from RefSeq and is a predicted model, not a curated record. The transcript has a single exon. Bases 1 to 990 code for a protein of 329 amino acids.
AUGCAUUCUUCCAUCAUCUUCACUCUCCUUGCCGCCACCGCCACUCUCACUGCGGCUGCCCCCUCUCUCGGGUCGAAGCGCGAUAACACCGUCUGCGCGCCUGGGACCGGCUUCUUCCAGUCUUGCUCCAACGGCUUCCGUGGAUGCUGCAAGGCCGAUGCUUGCACCAUCGGCUACUGCCCGGACGUGACCGGCGCCUCCGACAACAAGCCGGCCGAGACCACUCCCGUCACUACCGGCCACUCGGCUCACUGGCAACCCACCGACCCGACUGUCUGCGCCCCGGGGGCCGGCUUCUUCCAGUCAUGUGCCAACGGCUUCCGUGGUUGCUGCAAGGAAGACGCCUGCGCGAUUGGCCACUGCCCCUCCGCCUCUGAGAAGCGUCAAGAUCCCACUGUCUGCGCUCCUGGCUCCGGCUUCUUCCAAUCUUGCUCCAACGGUUUCCGUGGAUGCUGCAAGUCUGAUGCCUGCUCUAUCGGUUACUGCCCUCCCACCUCCGAGAAGCGCCAGGACCCUACAGUUUGUGCUCCUGGCACCGGGUUUUUCCAGUCUUGCUCCAACGGCUUCCGCGGCUGCUGCAAGCAGGACGCCUGCUCUCUCGGAUACUGCCCCGAUGUCAAGACCACCGUCGCCGAGAAGCGCGCCGCCGCCGCUGACCCGACCGUCUGCGCCCCAGGCACCGGCUUCUUCCAGUCGUGCUCCAACGGCUUCCGCGGUUGCUGCAAGCAGGACGCCUGCACCGUUGGCUACUGCCCGGAUGUCAAGACCUUCCAGACUGUGGCCAAGACCGCCCCCGAGACCUCGCCAACCCCCACCCCGGAGGCCAAGUGCGACAACAGCAACAACAACAACAACAACGGUAACGGCAAUGGCAACGCCGACCCUACCGUCUGCGCCCCCGGCACCGGUUUCUUCCAAACGUGCUCCAACGGGUUCCGUGGUUGCUGCAAGCAAGACGCCUGCACCAUCGGCCACUGCCCUUCCAACUAG